AUGUCAUACAGCAUCGCCUACGACACCGCCCGCGCACCACCCCGCGGCGCGGCCCUCGUCGCAUUCAUGGAAGACUUCUACUGCACCAGCGACAACGAGUCCUUGCACGAGAAGUACGUGCAGAGCUUUACUGAAGAUGCUACCCUGAUCAUGGGUCCGAAGGAGGCGAAGGGUGUCAGUGAAAUCCUCCCCCUGCGUCACGGCCUCUGGGCGCACGUUGCGUCGCGGAAACACACGCCUGAGCGGAUCUUCUUUGGCGGCGAGAAUGAGAUCAUGCUUUACGGUGGUGUGAACUACAGGCUGAAGGCGGAUCCUGAGAAGGAUGUCUAUGUGCCGUGGGCUGGACGGGUUGUUUUUGCGCCGCAGAAGGAAGGCGAGGGUGUGAAGAUGCAAUUUUAUCAGGUUUAUCUGGAUCCCUCUGCUCAGUCUGGAAAGAAAUAA
Molecule: messenger RNA, 441 nt
Organism: Penicillium argentinense
Lineage: Eukaryota; Fungi; Ascomycota; Eurotiomycetes; Eurotiales; Aspergillaceae
Exons: 3
Coding region: 1-441 (146 amino acids)
Source: RefSeq, a predicted model, not a curated record